AUGGCGCAGUUAACUGCAACCACCUUCUCAACCGAUCCGGCCCUUUGGAUCUUCACUUCCUUGACCGCUGGGAAUAUGCACAUUGUGACCGCCACGUCCCGUCUCGAGACCAUUCUGCGCGCCAACCGCGUCCCCUUCAAAGCCAUCGAUCUCUCCACCGAUGACAAGGCCCGCAUGCUUUGGGGCCGCCGUGCCGGUAAAGACGCCUCGGGUCGACCCAGGAAGCUCCCAGCUCUCAUACAAGAAGGUCUCGUCCUCGGCGACAUCGUCGAGAUCGAAGAAUGGAACGAAUAUGGCGAGCUCAAGCAACAUGUCAAGAUCUACUACGACGAAUUCACCAUCCCCGAUAUCAACAACAAACCCAAGGAAAUCGUCAAGAAGAAAAUCAUCAAAAAAGUACCAAAGGGUACGUUGGCAGCGAAAGCUGCUGCCGCUGCCUCUGCAUCUGAGUCUUCUUCAUCCGCUCCUGCGCCACCGCCGGCGCCUCCCUUGCCCAAGGACGAGGCAUCAAGCGCCGCAGCGCCUGCCAAAGAUAAGCCGGCCAAUACGCCAAAGUCACCUGUCGAGAGUGCCUCUACCGCGUCCCACCAGUCCAUUGCCGACGAGGCAGCCAAGAGGGCUAAGGAAAUCCGGCUGAAAUCCCUGCGCGAAAAGGUACAGGCAGCCGCAGAUAAGAGGGCCGAGGGCGAAGCUGCAGCUGCGUCCGCGUCGAUAAAGACCGCCGCUGAGCCCGAAAAGAAGGCCGAAGCCGAAGCCCCUGCCGAAUCUAUGACCGCAAGCCCGGAAACGCCCCGAAAGCCCUCCGUAGCGAGCACUGGCAGUGGUUCGUCAGCCCAGAGCGCUAAGCCCGUCGGCCUCCAAUCGCCGACUACGGGCUCUUGGGGUGUCGCUGCCGCCACUGCAACCAACCCAGACGCUUUGCGCGAGACACUUCAGUCGCCGACAACAGCCCGGUGGAAGCCCUCCGAUGUCGAUAAGCCCGUGACGGUCCACAUGGGCGCCGAGGUGGCUUCUGCGUCGCAGGAAGAGAUUGCCGCAGUCGAGAAGGCCGAAGCUAUCAAGGAGGAGCCUAGUCAGGAGAACUCUGACGAGGAAGAGUCGGAUAAGAAGAAGAUUGCUGAGGUCGAAAGGGCCCAGAUCAUCAAGCAGGAGCCAGAGCAGGAGGAGCAAUCGAAGAAAGAAGAGGAAUCGAAGAAGGAGGAGGAGUCGGAGAGGAGGAAGAUUGCUGAGGUCGAGAAGACCGAGGCUAUCAAAGAGGAGCCCGAAAAGGAGGAAGCUGAGGACACUACCAAGCCCGUCGUGGCGGGGAAGGCAGCUGCGCCAAAGGAGGCUGCGGCGACCGACAAGACCUCGGCCCCUGCGAAGGGUGCCAAGGCAGCGUCGCCAAAGGAGGAGGAUGACGAGGACGAGGACGAUGAAGAUGAAAAUGAUAGCGACGACAGCAGCGAGGACAGUGAAGAGGACGAGGAUGAAAGUGAAACCGAGACGAAGCCCAAGGCCACUGAGGCGAAGAAGGAGGAUGCUGGGGGUCCGAAGGCGAAGGAGGCAGAAUUAGCUUCCAGGCCUAAAGCGGCAGAGCCCAAGAACGAUGGAAAGCCCGUGGGAGACGCGUAG
Messenger RNA from Colletotrichum fioriniae, 1614 nucleotides. RefSeq lists its product as uncharacterized. Gene Ontology annotation, cellular component: cytoplasm. The record is from RefSeq and is a predicted model, not a curated record. NCBI's taxonomy places the organism in Eukaryota, Fungi, Ascomycota, Sordariomycetes, Glomerellales, Glomerellaceae.